Molecule: messenger RNA, 1542 nt
Organism: Rodentolepis nana
Lineage: Eukaryota; Metazoa; Platyhelminthes; Cestoda; Cyclophyllidea; Hymenolepididae
Source: the annotation of a GenBank genome assembly
AUGGAGAUAUUCAUUUAUCGUUUCGCGUUUAUAUCCAUCCUCCUAUCUGCUACUCUAACUCAUGAUCCUGAACUGCUUAAAAGAUUCCGCUUAAAUUUCCCUCGUCUAUUUUUGGCCGAAGGCAACGAGUUUAAGGAACCACUUCUCACCUCAUCAGAACAAGAAAUCGAUGCUUCGAAGUAUCAGUCAAAGAAGGUGGUUCUUAAUGGGAAUAAAGAAACCACUUCUGAACCGCUUGUUGGUACUGGAGGUGUCGGUGUAUUCUCAACUCCUUCGGGACUGAAAGAAUUCUUCGUCGAAUUGGUUGAGAGGCAGAGGCCGAUGUUUUUGGUUCACCUCGUCAGGAAGUUGGGACAUGAGCGAAUUCUCUGCUUCACAAACUCUCGUGAAGAGAGCAAGCGUCUGGCCGCUGUACUGAAUCACUUUGAUGGCAUUAAAGCCCGUGCCUUGAAUGCUGGUAUGCCUUUGCGGAAGCGAACUCGUUUGUUGUCGGCUUUUGCUGAUGGCGAAUAUCAGCUAUUGAUAUGCACUGAUGCAGUAGCCAGAGGCAUAGAUGUAAAAAAUAUCUCCUGUGUAGUGUCGUAUAAAGCGCCUCAAUCAGUCAAAACCUACGUUCAUCGUAUCGGUCGAACUGCCAGAGCUGGUAAAUCUGGUGAGGCCUAUACUCUUCUUAAUCAUAAUCAGAUCCGAUAUUUCAAAUCCAGUUUGAAAUCGGUUGGCAAGCGUGCCAAAAACUUCCACAUUCAACCCAGCAAGUUGAGACCAUAUGAAAAGGAAUAUAAGGCUGCACUCGCGGAAUUGGAGAAAGAAUAUAAGGUCAAACCGAAGGAUGCUUUUGGUGUUGCCAAAGCUGCCGAAGAAAUAAAUGGUAGACGUAAACGUGAGUUGGAUGAGAAGGACGACAUAAUGUCCAAGAAGUCUAAAUUGGAAACAGAAGAACAUAUAAGCAUGAAACAAAAAGGAUUUCAUUUAAAACUGCGUUGUUCUCUUACUCCGGGAAAGUCUGGAUCUUAUGAUGCUUGUUACUUUGGUGUUGAUAUUGCCAAAGAUGCUUUUGUGAAUCCCUAUGAGGUGUCCGAUAAACUGCCAGAAUUAAAGUUCACCAUUACCCGAAGAGCUUCUCAAAGCAAAGGUCGAUUAUUUGGUUUAUUACCUUCUGAGAAACCAGAAGAGUAUGAGAGCACUCAAGAAAUUGCUUUGAACUCCUCUGAAAUAGACAUAGAAGCGCCAAGUUGGAAAUCAGAGUCUAAUCGUUGGAAAUUUUCUUUUGACUCUCAGUUAAACUCGUAUGGAUCUGAUGCUGCGGCCAUUGAACUUUCAAUUCCUUUACAUCUUCGUUAUAAUCUUCCUUCACGUAAUGGCAAUCCAAAGGGUGGAUUCGUUGCAAAAGCCUUCAGUGGACAGUGUGGAACCUCCUCCUCAGAAUUGGGAGUAUUUAGUGGAAUAUAUCACAUGGGAUGUUCUUCCGAUCUCCUAUUGGUGAUGCCACUGACCGCAAUCUUACUGGUUAUUGGAGUGUUUGUUCUGGCUCUUCAUCACUAA